CAGACGCGGUGGCCGCCGCGCGCCUGCGGGGAGCUCGCUGCUGACCCGCCCCGCGAGCCCGUGUCCCACACGCACCGUCGCCAUGGCUACAAAAGACCCCACAGCCGUGGAGAGAGCCAACUUGUUAAACAUGGCCAAGCUGAGCAUCAAAGGGCUCAUUGAAUCUGCCCUGAGCUUCGGCCGCACUCUGGACUCGGACUAUCCCCCGCUCCAGCAGUUCUUUGUGGUUAUGGAACACUGUCUGAAACAUGGCCUUAAAGUGAGAAAAUCAUUUUUGAGUUAUAACAAAACUAUUUGGGGCCCUCUGGAACUGGUGGAGAAGCUGUACCCAGAAGCAGAGGAAAUCGGAGCAAGUGUCCGGGACUUGCCUGGCCUUAAAACCCCCCUGGGUCGUGCUAGAGCGUGGCUCCGAUUAGCCCUUAUGCAAAAAAAAAUGGCCGAUUACCUGCGUUGCUUAAUUAUCCAGAGGGAGCUCCUGAGCGAGUUCUAUGAGUACCAUGCGCUAAUGAUGGAGGAGGAAGGAGCCGUGAUUGUUGGGCUGCUGGUCGGCCUGAAUGUGAUCGAUGCCAAUCUGUGUGUGAAGGGAGAGGACCUAGACUCCCAGGUUGGAGUGAUUGAUUUCUCAAUGUAUUUAAAGAACGAAGAGGAGACUGGGAACAAAGAAAGGAAUGUUCAAAUUGCUGCCAUCUUAGACCAAAAGAAUUACGUCGAAGAACUAAAUAGACAACUCAACAGCACAGUCAGCAGCCUCCAUUCAAGAGUGGACUCGUUAGAGAAGUCCAACACGAAGCUGAUCGAAGAGUUAGCAAUAGCGAAGAAUAAUAUCAUUAAGCUCCAAGAAGAAAACCAUCAGUUACGUAGUGAAAACGAGUUGAUCUUAAUGAGAACGCGGCAGCAUCUGGAGGUUACCAAAGUGGAUGUGGAAACUGAGCUUCAGACAUACAAGCAUUCCCGGCAAGGUCUAGACGAAAUGUAUAAUGAUGCGAGAAGGCAGCUUCGAGACGAGUCACAGCUCCGACAGGAUGUGGAGAAUGAGCUGUCAGUACAAGUUGGCAUGAAGCAUGAGAUUGAGCUUGCUAUGAAGUUGCUGGAGAAGGAUAUUCAUGAGAAACAAGACACUCUCAUAGGCCUUCGGCAACAGCUGGAAGAGGUCAAAGCAAUCAACAUCGAGAUGUACCAAAAGCUGCAGGGCUCUGAAGACAGCUUGAAAGAAAAAAAUGAAAUAAUUGCCCGACUAGAAGAAAAGACCAAUAAAAUCACCACAGCCAUGAGGCAGCUGGAGCAAAGAUUGCAGCAAGCAGAGAAGGCACAGAUGGAAGCUGAGGUCGAGGAUGAGAAAUAUGCCCAAGAGUGUCUGAGCAGAUCCGACAGUCUGCAGAGACAGAUCUCACAGAAGGAGCAGCAGCUGCUGCAGCUGGAAACGGAUUUGAAGAUUGAGAAGGAAUGGAGGCAGACUCUGCAAGAAGAUCUUCAAAAGGAGAAAGAUGUCCUAGCUCAUCUUAGAAAUGAGACCCAACAAAUCAUUAGUCUCAAAAAAGAGUUUCUUAACCUCCAGGAUGAAAAUCAGCAGUUGAAAAAAAUAUACCAUGAACAAGAACAGGCUCUGCAAGAACUUGGCAGCAAACUCUGCGAAUCCAAACUUAAAAUAGACGACAUAAAAGAAGCCAACCAAGCAUUACAGGGACUGGUCUGGCUGAAAGACAAAGAGGCAACACACUGUAAGCUUUGUGAGAAGGAAUUUUCACUCUCCAAAAGAAAGCACCACUGUAGAAACUGCGGGGAAAUUUUCUGUAAUGCCUGCUCUGACAACGAGCUGCCUUUGCCUUCUUCACCAAAGCCAGUGCGAGUCUGUGAUUCCUGUCAUGCAAUACUCAUUCAGAGAUGCUCCUCUAAUGUGCCGUGACACUAAAACUAUCUUCCUGCACAGAAGCACCUGCCGUGAGUGUGAGGACCGAGUGUCCAGUCAGCACUGUGCCUCUCCUCCAGCUAACACCCAGGAUUCUAAGUUGUAUAGUUAGUAUUCCGUUUCUGCACUUACUCAGAUUUUAAGAUAGCAUGUUUUGUCACUACUUGGAACAGUCAUGUAACCCUUAAGGAAAGGCCAGAUAGCAGAGCUAAUAAUGCACAUUUGCCUUAUCUUCUAGAAGCCUUCUUGAGAACAAGGCCACAGCUUGUUUGUUUCUGAACUGUCAAGUUGGCACCGAUGGUGCCUGUAAU
Messenger RNA from Peromyscus eremicus (cactus mouse), 2217 nucleotides. It is a transcript of the gene Rufy2, whose product is annotated as RUN and FYVE domain containing 2. The record is from RefSeq and is a predicted model, not a curated record. Gene Ontology annotation, molecular function: metal ion binding. The transcript has 18 exons. The coding region runs from base 83 to 1903 and encodes 606 amino acids. NCBI's taxonomy places the organism in Eukaryota, Metazoa, Chordata, Mammalia, Rodentia, Cricetidae. Gene Ontology annotation, cellular component: cytoplasm.